Gadus macrocephalus (Pacific cod) is the source of this 1799-nucleotide messenger RNA. RefSeq lists its product as uncharacterized. The transcript is spliced from 4 exons. The record is from RefSeq and is a predicted model, not a curated record. NCBI's taxonomy places the organism in Eukaryota, Metazoa, Chordata, Actinopteri, Gadiformes, Gadidae. The coding region runs from base 342 to 1799 and encodes 485 amino acids.
CAACACCUGGACCUCAGGUAAGCUCUCACACAUGAAUGUUUCCGUGUUCGAAAUGCUACCAUCAAGCCACAUGAAUGCAGCACACAAAUCCAGCUAAAGAUAUGACGAGAGUCUUUAGACUCACAGAUGCAAUCCUUUGCUUGAUUGAAGUCAGGAUGACACAAUCAGGUAAGAAAACAUUGCUUAAAACUCCAAGUGAAUGGUUAGAAAAAACAAUUGCAUGGAUUCCUGAUUACUGUAAAUAACAAACUCCAUGGUGAGGAGCACAUAUAUAGCUAAAACACCCCCUCCACGUUCCAAGAGGUUAGUGUAGAUCGAUCCACAUUCCACUGUUGUUCUUUAUGUCUUCUUUUCUUGGAACCUGCCAUGGUUCAUCUCCUUCAGGUCAGGAGCCAAGGGUCCCAAUAGAGGAGCCGGACACCAGCAGCAACACCUGGACCUCAGUCUUUAGGUGCGUCUGUAUUGGCCUGGUGUCCACCGUCCUGGGAGGUAUGCUGACAGGGCAUAUGGUCGUGGUCACCACUCAUAUCCUGGAGACUGUCGGAGAAGACGGGCCGCUGAUGGAGGCACUCAGUAACACACUGGCAAAUGACACCUAUGCCGGCCUCAGAGACACGCACCUGUCUUCAGCUGUUGCUCAUUUCAGUCUGAUUUUUUCUUUUUUGUUACUGGUUCUGGGGGUCUGGGUUGGAAAUUGCACAUACUUCGAGGUCAUUAAAUGGGAGGGGAUAUCCGAAAAACCCAAGGCCCUGAGUGUUGCUGGGUCUGUGUGUCUCCUGUGUAUAUCUGUGACAUUUUCCUUUCUGAGUUUCACUUUGAAGCAUUGGUUGUUGUUUAGUGAGAGGACUGUAGUUACCAACCAUUCAGCAAUUAUUUUUUUGACCCUCUUUCUUGGUUCUGGUAUUUUUCUCUUUCUGCAAUGCAACAAAAACAUUGCAUUUGUUGAGUUGAUGGAUUCAAUCUGGCAAAUUUCACCGGUGAUUAUUUCUGUACAUGCAUUAAGAACAAUGACGAGUUUGACUACUUUGAUCCCGAUUAAUAUACUAGCGGAUAUUUUCGGAAAAAAAUAUGCCCUCUGCUUAAACGUUUUACCAGUUCCAAUGAUGUUAAUGAUUGGUUAUUUCUUUGCCUUAUGCAAUAUCCGUGUGUUCGACCUGCAGACAGUAGCGUCCACAAAUACGACUGCUUUGGUACUGGAGGGCCUUUUCUUUGGACUCUGGACUACUCAGAUGUUCACUAUGACUGUCGCUAUGUCGUUAUUUGCUUCCUGGCAGACCGGUGGCGCAAACAAAAUGUGUGUUGGUGCUUUGAGUUCAGGUGCGGCUCUUUUGGGCAUCAUCCAGGAAAUGAUACCUGUACUGGAUCCAUGGCCCCUCCUGGGUGCUCUGAUGGGGGUGGCGGGGGCAGCAGGCCUGGCUCUGUCUGCAGGCAGGGCAGCAGCCGACCGCUAUGGACGGGCAGGAACGGUAGGGGCCGUACUGGGGGCCGGGGUGGGGGCGUUCGUGGGCACCUUGUCCCUUGGAGGGGUAUCAAGUACCUUUAUUGCUCUGAGUACUGCUCUCAUUCCUGCUUUAAACUACCCCGAAUUCUGUACACUUUUUAGAGAUUUACGCGAUUCUAUUUUAACUGUUGCUUGGCACCAUAUAUCAAGCCAGGAGGCAGCAAAUAGUCCAACCAUCCCCCGAAAACCUCCAGUGGCUUCCUGUAGAAGCUUGGAUCAGAUUGAAGAUGAUGGUACUGGCCUACAAGGCGGUCACGGCCCCUGCCCCCCUCCGCCGAUGCCUCAGUCCAACCUGUGA